This is a messenger RNA of Phasianus colchicus (ring-necked pheasant), 2155 nucleotides long. It is a transcript of the gene SP9, whose product is annotated as Sp9 transcription factor. NCBI's taxonomy places the organism in Eukaryota, Metazoa, Chordata, Aves, Galliformes, Phasianidae. Gene Ontology annotation, biological process: regulation of transcription by RNA polymerase II. Gene Ontology annotation, molecular function: RNA polymerase II cis-regulatory region sequence-specific DNA binding; DNA-binding transcription factor activity, RNA polymerase II-specific. The record is from RefSeq and is a predicted model, not a curated record.
GAGCCGGAGUGUCCUUGGCGCUGCCGGGGCGGCGCGGGCGCGCACCGAACCCCGUCCCCUCCCGUUCCGCCGCAGCCCGCCCAGGGACGUGCUAUGGCUACGUCGAUCCUCGGGGAGGAGCCGCGGUUCGGAACGACCCCCCUGGCCAUGCUGGCCGCCACCUGCAACAAGAUCGGCAACACCAGCCCGCUGACCACGCUGCCCGAGUCCAGCGCCUUCGCCAAGGGGGGCUUCCACCCCUGGAAACGCUCGGCGUCCAGCUGCAACCUGGGCUCCGGCCUGUCGGGCUUCGCGGUGGCCACGAGCAGGGGCUCCGGCGGACUGGGCGGCGGCACGGGCGCGGCCAACAGCGCCUUCUGCCUGGCCUCCACCUCGCCCACCUCGUCGGCCUUCAGCAGCGACUACGGCGGGCUCUUCUCCAACUCGGCGGCGGCGGCGGCGGGCGUGUCCCCGCAGGAGCCGGCCGGGCAGUCGGCCUUCAUCUCCAAGGUGCACGGCGCGGCGGCCGACGGGCUGUACCCGCGGGUGGGCAUGGCGCAUCCCUACGAAUCCUGGUACAAGUCGGGCUUCCACUCCACGCUGUCGGCCGGCGAGGUGGCCAACGGCGCGGCCUCGCCGUGGUGGGACGUGCACGCCAACCCGGGCUCGUGGCUGGAGGUGCAGAACCCGGCGGGGGGGCUGCAGGGCUCGCUGCACUCGGGCGCCCCCCAGGCCUCGCUGCACUCCCAGCUGGGCACCUACAACCCCGACUUCAGCUCGCUCACCCACUCCGCCUUCAGCUCCACCGGCCUGGGCUCCACGGCCGCCUCGCACCUGCUCUCCACCGGCCAGCACCUGCUCGCUCAGGAGGGCUUCAAGCCCGUGCUGCCCUCCUACACGGACUCCAGCGCGGCGGUGGCGGCGGCCAGCGCCAUGAUCUCGGGGGCGGCCGCGGCGGCGGCGGGGGGCGGCUCGGCGCGCUCUGCCCGCCGCUAUUCGGGCCGCGCCACCUGCGACUGCCCCAACUGCCAGGAGGCCGAGCGGCUGGGGCCGGCGGGGGCCAGCCUGCGGCGCAAGGGGCUGCACAGCUGCCACAUCCCGGGCUGCGGCAAGGUGUACGGCAAGACGUCGCACCUGAAGGCGCACCUGCGCUGGCACACGGGCGAGCGGCCCUUCGUCUGCAACUGGCUCUUCUGCGGGAAGCGCUUCACCCGCUCCGACGAGCUGCAGCGGCACCUGCGGACUCACACGGGCGAGAAGCGCUUCGCCUGCCCCGUCUGCAACAAGCGCUUCAUGCGCAGCGACCACCUGAGCAAACACAUCAAAACGCACAACGGGGGCGGCGGGGGCAAAAAGGGCAGCGACAGCGACACGGACGCCAGCAACCUGGAGACGCCGCGCUCCGAGUCCCCCGACCUCCUCCUGCACGACGGGGCGGCCGCCGCCCGCGGCCCGGGCAAGGAACCCCCGGGUGGCCCCGGCGACUCCUAGGGAUCGCCGCCCGCAGCGCGGCCCGGCCCGGCCCGGGAGGGACGGCGGCCACCCGACCCCCCGCCCCGAGGGACGCUUCUGCGAUUUUUCGUUUUUCUGUUUUCUUUUUUUUUCGUUUUUUCUUCCCCCCGUUUCCUUUUUCUCUUCUUUCUGUUGAAAGGAAAGCAUCCUGAGAGGCUGAAGGUGAGAAACUAAGGCGGCAGGCCGAGACGGUUCCUCUGUAUCUCAUAACCAUCUGUAUAAAUAGGGGUCGGAGACGAAACAAAACCCAACCCGAGUGUGGUCGCUUAUUUUUCCUGUAAAUGUGGAUCUGAUAGGGGGGUCGGGGGUUUCCUUUUUAUUUUAUCGGUGAAUUCCUGAAAUUCAGGGAGGUUUUGGGGCUUCGGUUACUUUUUUUUUUUUAAUAAUUAUUUUAUUUUAAAUUUCUGAUGCACUUUGUGGAAGUCAGUAUAUAUGUAAAAGAUAUUUAAAACGUUGAGUUAACAUUUCACUCAAACACACGUAAGUUAAGGUCGCUUAAAGAAAUUAAAUGCGUUUAUCUGUAUGGAAAAAAAAAAAAAAAAAAUCUCGACAUAUUUUCAUUUUGGUAUUAUUAAAGGACUCGCAACCAUCCGCUCGCGGCUCUGUCCUUAUUGGUAGCCGGGGCGGCCCCGGGCUCGCUCAGGGCUGCGGGGCUGGGAUGGCG